Messenger RNA from Pipistrellus nathusii (Nathusius's pipistrelle), 1158 nucleotides. The record is from the annotation of a GenBank genome assembly. NCBI's taxonomy places the organism in Eukaryota, Metazoa, Chordata, Mammalia, Chiroptera, Vespertilionidae.
AUGGCUGCGCCCCCUCCGGCGCCCGUGCCGCGCGCGCCCUUUUACCUGCGGGGGCCGGCGCCCGGCCCGCAGUGCCCAUGGGGCAUGGAGGAGGGCGCGGCGGCUGGCGCGCGCAGCCGGGAGCCCCCGGGCCCCCCGCGGGCGGCCGUCCCCUGCUUCGCGGUCUCCGUGCACCCGGAUGACAUCCUGCCCGGCGCCCUGCGCCUCAUCCGCGAGCUGCGGCCGCAGUGGAAGCCCGAGCAAGUUCGGACCAAGCGCUUCACCGACGGCAUCACCAACAAGCUGGUGGCCUGCUACGUGGAGGAGGACAUGCGGGACUGCGUGCUGGUCCGGGUGUACGGGGAGCGGACGGAGCUGCUGGUGGACCGGGAGAGCGAGGUCAGGAACUUCCAGCUGCUGCGAGCCCACGGCUGCGCCCCCAAACUCUACUGCACCUUCCAGAACGGGCUGUGCUACGAGUACAUGCGGGGCGUGGCCCUGGGGCCUGAGCACAUCCGGGAGCCCCGGCUCUUCAGGCUAAUCGCCUUGGAAAUGGCAAAGAUCCACACCAUCCACACCAACGGCAGCCUGCCCAAGCCCACCCUCUGGCACAAGAUGCACACCUAUUUCACCCUUGUGAAGAACGAGGUCAACCCCAGCCUCUCCGCAGACGUCCCCACGCUGGAGGUGCUGGAGCGGGAGCUGGCCUGGCUGAAGGAGCACCUGUCCCAGCUGGGCUCCCCGGUGGUGUUUUGUCACAACGACCUGCUCUGCAAGAACAUCAUCUACGACAGCACCAAAGGUCACGUACGGUUCAUCGACUACGAAUACGCCGGCUACAACUACCAAGCCUUUGACAUUGGCAACCAUUUCAACGAGUUUGCAGGUGUGAAUGAAGUCGAUUACUGCCUCUACCCGGCGAGGGAGACCCAGCUGCAGUGGCUGCGCUACUACCUGCAGGCCCAGAAGGGCAUGUCCGUGACCGACAGCGAGGUGCAGCGGCUCUACGUGCAGGUCAACAAGUUUGCCCUGGCUUCUCACUUUUUCUGGGCGCUCUGGGCCCUCAUCCAGAACCAGUUCUCCACCAUCGACUUCGAUUUCCUCAGGUACGCAGUGAUCCGAUUCAACCAGUACUUCAAAGUGAAGCCUCAGGUGUCCGCCUUGGAGAUGCCAAAGUGA